Molecule: messenger RNA, 2212 nt
Organism: Gekko japonicus
Lineage: Eukaryota; Metazoa; Chordata; Lepidosauria; Squamata; Gekkonidae
Gene: MED22
Product: mediator complex subunit 22
Exons: 4
Coding region: 83-505 (140 amino acids)
Biological process (GO): regulation of transcription by RNA polymerase II
Cellular component (GO): mediator complex
Molecular function (GO): transcription coregulator activity
Source: RefSeq, a predicted model, not a curated record
UGGAGGCUUACCCCGAACGUCACUUCCUGAGGCUCCCCGUGUGCUCUUGAUGAGAGCGAGCUAAAGUAUCUCCUCUCCCAUAAUGUCACAACAACGUGUCCUCCCUCAGAGUAAAGAAACUCUCCUUCAGUCCUUUAACAAAAGACUGAAAGACGAUAUCAAGUCCAUCAUGGACAACUUCACAGAGAUCAUCAAGACCGCAAAGAUUGAAGAAGAAACCCAGGUGUCUCGGGCAACCCAAGGCGAGCAAGACAACUAUGAGAUGCACGUCAGAGCAGCAAACAUCGUCCGAGCCGGAGAAUCGCUCAUGAAACUCGUCUCUGACCUGAAGCAGUUCCUGAUCCUCAAUGACUUCCCCUCUGUCAACGAGGCCAUCAACCAGCGUAGCCAACAGCUGCACGGCCUGCAGGAGGAGUGCGACAAGAAGCUGAUCGCGCUGCGGGAUGAGAUCUCCAUCGACCUCUACGAGUUGGAAGAAGAAUAUUACUCUUCCAGGUAUAAAUAAAGCCCUGGGUGACCCAGACUCACCUCACACCCCGGCCUGUCUCUGACCCUCAGACUGCAGCUGCCCUGGUAGACCCCCUGAAGCAUCGAUGCCUGGGCUGCUGAAUCUGCACCGGAGGGCGGGGUCCAGCCCCAAUGCAAUUGGAUGAGCACUUUCUGCUUGCAAUUCAGCACCUCCAGUUAGGUCGCAAAACCGUGCGAUACAAAUCGGGGCUUGCUUCAUGGAGAUGCAGGGUCAGAGCAUCUUCCCAAGAUGGCAUCUCCAGGUUUUGCCAGCCACUGUCAGUGUAUUGCUUCUGCCCCAGAUGUUAUCAGCUGUCAUUUGUUUGGGGGUGGGGGUGGAUAUACUUGUCUUUAUUCCAAGACCAGAAAAGAAAUAUUUAAUAUGAUUCCCAAGAAGCCUUUUAUAGUAAUUUUACCCACACUUCCAGCUCCCCAGAUGGCUUGAUACAGGUGAACAGCUUUUCUGCACUUUGGUGUUGCAUUACAGCAUGGAUAUUUUUAUUCUGCGUGUGUAAUGUAAAACAACUAAUUGCUUUUGAUGAGGUGGGGAACUGGAGAUCAAGAUGCUUUAAAAGAGCGAGACGUUGACAGCGGUGUUUGAUUCUAAUGGGAUCUCUCUGCAGUCCGUGUCCAUCUUGUAGCUGCAUCAACAGAAGUUGCUCACCUUCAGAGCUGGCUUGUUUUUUUUUUACCAUAAGGUAGUCACACGUAUGGAAUUAAGAAGUGCCUGAAACAGGAAUCAGCUAUUUAAACUCAGCAACACCUGGCCGGCUCCUUCUUGUUGCCAAAGACCAGUGCGGUGGCAGUGGCUGUCACAGGCAGGGGAAGCUGUUUGGCUGGCGGGCCAAAUCCUUUUGCCUCUGUGAGGUUUCAUUCGACUCCUCCAUGUGCGUGUGAGAGUUAUCCAAAGAGGUUUCUUUAGCUGUUGAGAGAGAAAAUUGAACUUUUUAGUGAUUUCCGUAGUCUGGCUUUUAAAACAAUGACAUAUUUAUGGCAGCUGAAGUCUGUUCAAAAGUAGCACUAGUCCAUGCUUGGAGGCAGUGUACCUGUUCCCCGCUGGCCCUCCUGCUCAGCCUUUUCCUUCCUGCAUCCUUCUGGCUUCAGGUUUAUAGUGGCAUUUUGUGUCAUGUGCACCAAAGAAACCAAACUCCUGCCGUGUUGGGAUGAAGCCUGGGAUCUGGGUGGAAGUGUCUCUCUGGUCCACGGGGUCUCCAGCACAGCUUCCCUGCAGCCAGUGGGUGGGGAGUGGCCUGCAGCAGGCAGUGCAUCCUUCUUCGUUGACCAGGCCGGCGUGGAAGGCCAGGCUUUUGGUGCUGGAGCCUGGAGGAGCCAGAGGCUUCAGGCUGCCCAGUGGGGUGGGGGUGGGAAUUACAUGCUGUGGUUGGACCCUGAGUGUGUUCAUCCUCCCAGGGCCCCCCCCACUUCCCAGGCCUCGUGCCACUUCUCGCACUUCGGGUUUCAAGUGUAAUUUGUUUUUUUCUGCGUGGCCCACCAUAGUGACUGGAUCUAAUGCUGACAGGUUACGAUGCUAUUACAUAAUAGUUUAAAAUAUUUACCUUAAAGCACUGAGUCAUGCUUUGAUGUAUCUAUAUAUACACACACAUAUAUAUAGCUAAAAUAUAUAUGUGUAGCCUCUACUUAUACGUAAAAUAUCUCCCACAAGAAUCUCUGCAUAUUAUUCUAAAUAAAACAGCCGUGAACCAAA